Molecule: messenger RNA, 3136 nt
Organism: Ictalurus punctatus (channel catfish)
Lineage: Eukaryota; Metazoa; Chordata; Actinopteri; Siluriformes; Ictaluridae
Product: medium-chain acyl-CoA ligase ACSF2, mitochondrial
Exons: 16
Coding region: 105-1898 (597 amino acids)
Biological process (GO): fatty acid metabolic process
Molecular function (GO): medium-chain fatty acid-CoA ligase activity
Source: RefSeq, a predicted model, not a curated record
GGGUACACACAGAAACACACAUAGGUAACGAAGGUCGAUGUGAAGCUGAAUUAAUUAAGCGUUUAGAAAACCUACAUUUCGGUGGAAAAGUGCUUGACAUCCUUAUGGCAAUGAAGAUGUUCAGACACUUUGGCUUUUCCAUCGGACUGUUUAAAGCGUGUUGGAGUCGCCAGAGUGAGAAAAUGACUCAGUACUGCAGAUCGGUUCAUGUUGACAGUCCUUCUGCUUCGAACAUGAGCUAUGUCCAUGGCCCUACUUCUGUGCCUCUCCUCUCUCUGACUGUUGGUCAAAGUUUACAAGCAACGGUAAAUAAAUGGCCUGACCGAGACGCUGUGGUCUUUCUUCAAGACGGAGUUCGAAAAUCAUUCUAUCAAUUUCAGCAUGAAGUAAAUCAUCUGGCUGCUGGUCUUCUUGCACUCGGCCUGCAGAAAGGCAACAUGCUCGGCAUUUGGGGACCAAAUACUUAUGAAUGGAUCUUGUUCCAGUUUGCCACAGCAAAGGCUGGAAUCAUCAUGGUGUCUUUGAAUCCAGCUUAUAAAGUCAGUGAGUUGACGUUUGCCCUGAGAAAGGUGCAAUGUAAUGCAGUGGUGUGUCCUACUCAGUUCAAGAGUCAGAGGUUCUAUGAUAUGCUGAGACAGAUCUGCCCAGAACUCAACACUGCAGUGUCUGGUAGUAUUAGGAGUGCCAGCUUGCCAGAUCUGCGUAAUGUGAUUGUGACAGACGGAAAGGAGUCUGGUAUGUUGAAUGUGGACGAUGUGAUGCAAGCAGCAGAGAGUCGGCACCACCAGCAGCUGGACAGAUUAGAGGGUAUCCUAAGCCCUGAAGACCCCAUCAACAUUCAGUUUACAUCGGGUACAACAGGGAACCCAAAAGGUGUCACUCUGUCCCAUCACAACAUUGUGAACAAUGCGUAUUUCAUCGGGCUGCGCAUGGGCUACAACUGGAGAACAAAUGUACGAGUUUGUGUUCCUGUGCCCCUGUACCACUGCUUUGGGUCUGUUUUGAGUGGAAUGUGCAUGGCAGUUCAUGGCAUCACGUUGGUCUUUCCUUCAACUGCAUAUGAUGGACAGGCAAACUUGGAGGCUAUUGAGAAAGAGAAAUGCACAGUUAUCUAUGGCACCCCAACAAUGUACAUUGACUUGCUGAAUCAACAUUUUGGGAACAAUGACCUAUCCUCACUUGAGACAGGUGUCAUGGGUGGGUCCUCAUGUCCCCCUGAAGUCAUUUGGAGAGUGAUAAAUGACAUGAAGGUUAAAGAGAUAACGGUGGCUUACGGAACUACAGAAAACAGUCCGAUCACAUUUCUGGGGUUUCCUUUGGAUGAGCUGAAGCGUAAGACUGACAGUGUUGGGUACAUCAUGGACCACACUGAGGCUAAGGUAGUGGAUUCAUUGUCUGGGCAACUGAUUCCUCUGGGACAACCUGGAGAGCUGCUCAUUCGAGGUUACUGCGUCAUGCAGGGCUACUGGGACGAGCCUGACAGAACACAGGAGAGCAUCUCAGAGGACGGUUGGUACAAGACGGGUGAUAUCGCCAGCCUCGAUCAAUAUGGCUACUGUCGUAUCGAGGGACGCAUGAAGGAUGUUAUUAACCGUGGUGGGGAAAAGAUCUUCCCUGCUGAGGUUGAACAGUUUUUACACAAACAUCCGAAAGUGAAAGAUGUUCAAGUGGUCGGUGUGAAAGACGAUAGGCUGGGAGAGCAGGUUUGUGCCUGCAUUAAGGUAGCAGAAGGUCAGCACUGCACUGUGGAGGAGAUCAAGGCUUACUGCAAAGACCAGAUCUCCUACUUCAAAAUCCCACAUUAUGUGAUGUUCAUUGAGAGUUAUCCACUUACUGCUUCAGGGAAAAUCCAGAAAAAUAAACUGCGUGCAGAAAUGGAGAACAGCCUCGGACUGUGAUGUGGUCUCAACACUAUGCCCACAGAACAGGGAUCCAUACAAGUUAGUUGGACAUUUUAGCAUGUUAGAGAUAGAAUUUUUUUAAAAAAAAUAAUUAAUUAAAAUGGAUGAUCAGUCACUUUUUAUACUGACAUUUUAAACUUUAUUGGACAACUGUUUUAUCAUUAUAUUUUGAAACAAUAUACAAUAUGUAAAAUUCACACUUCCUCUCAAAAACAUGCCAUAAGGAAUUUGAAAUAAAUUAAUGAGCUGUAAGACCCAGUCUUGGUAUGUACAAAUUUCCUGGACAAACCUUUAAUGCUUACAAUCUUAUAUACAUGUGACAAUGCAGAAUCAAUAGAGUGCUCAAUAACUUAAUAUACUGUGUGAAAUUAAAUACAAAGGGGCAAACAAAAGUGCUCCAACAUUGUGUGGUUUACAAAGUGCUGGUACAGGCAAGUUGAACUGAAAAACAGAAACAACCGACAGUACUAUAGAAUUGUGAAUGAAAUAAAUUAACAGUGACUGUCAAACCAACCAGCAAUGUCAAGAAGCACGAGACAGAGAUGAGGUAAACACAGCCACUAACAAUUCCUCAACCAAUAUACUUCAACUGACAACAUCGUAUCAUAACCAGUUUACAUAGCCAAAUAAUGUUCUAUAGAUAAAACAGUAUCAUCUUCAUUAUAACCAUUCUAAGCUAGGAUGCUGGCUGGAGUAAUGUUAAAAGGUGUACUACUGAGAAUAGUGGUGUUUAAAGUUCUGUAGUUGGAAUUAAUAACAUAUUUCAGAAUGUCAAUGUUGUACUGUCAAUGACAACUGUCUAAAGCUAAUAUAGUGACAGUGAGGUUUUCUAUGUCAGUAGCUAUCCAACCAGCCUGCUGAAGCAGCAUACAGAGCAGAGACACACGUGAAUAAUUCAAAGGGCCAGUAUUGAGAGUAAGGGAUCUUUCCAUGCCGUUUUGAAAGGCCAAAACAGUACAUUCCAGGUCAACCCCCCACCGCUCUCAGUAAAAAAUAAAAGACCUAAUUAGAAUGUGACUCUGGAUGCAAACAAUAUGGAAUUCAGUUAUAGAGGUAUAUGCUGUAUACAUCACUGAUCUUUUCCAUAUCUGCUUCAGCCACCCAACCUGAAAUAUAUUUCUGUCCUAAAAAAAAAAACCAAAAAAAACUUUUUUUAUUUUUUUUUAAACAAAAAAUUGUUCACUUGUGCAACAACUUGGAACAAGCCAAAAAAAAAAAGCAGAGGCCUGUUUGGG